Amorphotheca resinae ATCC 22711 is the source of this 697-nucleotide messenger RNA. RefSeq lists its product as hypothetical. The coding region runs from base 131 to 697 and encodes 188 amino acids. The record is from RefSeq and is a predicted model, not a curated record. The transcript is spliced from 3 exons. Lineage: Eukaryota; Fungi; Ascomycota; Leotiomycetes; Helotiales; Amorphothecaceae.
UGGAGAUGACGGGGGGGAGUGAUAAUCAGGAGACUUUGAAGCUCACACCAACCAAGCCAUCUCGAAUGCCAUUUACCGUUCUUUACCUACCUUCCUCCCCUAAUUCCCCUUGCAAAGCACAUGAUUCGUGAUGCCCCCCUCGGAGAAGAGCGUCUCAGCACGCGCAUCAGCAUCGAUUCGCGGACGGGUGAGAACCGCAGACCGGGCACCCGUUUUGCUCGUCGCACGGGGCGGCGACACCCGCCCCCUGAUCGUCGCCGGUCCGGCAGCUGUAGUCGUAGUAGCGGAGGGUCGUCGCACGGCGGGUUUGUCGGCGGGUGGAGGCACCGAUGUAGAGGAGAUUGAACAAGCACGAGUAAGGAGAGGAAUGAAGCUGAGCUGCGAGAUGCGCGCACAUGAGUCGAGGUUCAGGACAGGACGCAGGGCUCUCACUCAGGAGAGCGAUGGACGGGGGAGGGACAUGGGUACGGGCCGGGAGGGCUGGUCGCACGGAAGAGGAGCUAUGGGCGUUUUGGGGAGGGAUGAGGUCAUUGGGGAUGGGGGGGAUGUAGAUGACAAUUUGGGUGAUUGGGAUUUGGGAAGAGAUUUAUUGAUUAUGAUAUUGAUUGAUUUGAGGAGAGGAGAGGAGAGAAGGGGAAGUGGAAGAGGAGGGGAGGGGAGGGAAGGGGAGGGGAUGGUUGAAUUGAUGGAUGGGUAG